AUGAAGCCCACUGUUGUGGCUCAGGAUGAAAUGUUUCCUGAUGGAGAUGCUGGUUGGAUGGAGAUGGAUGAGGUAACGACCGUUUUGUAUAAAGCUUUGUAGUUUGUGACUGACAGCCUCGUCUGCUAGGUACUGACUCUGCUUCAAUUGUUAGCAUUUUAUCACGAAAGACAUUGUCUUUAGUUCAGUUUUUAUUUCUUCCUAGGCGGCAUCAGGUGGGGGAAUGAUGAUUGAAUUAGCAGCGAAUGAAAGAGCAGUUCAUGGUGACUUUUUCAACAGUAAGUGUCUUCUCCACAGAGCUGUCAACUCUCCCGGAUAAUCUUGGAGACUCUAGAUUUUAAACCGUUUCUCCCGGUCUCCAGAUAUUCUGAAAUCUCCCGGAUAAUCGCUGAAGUUUGCCAUUUCUUGUAGAUUCGACUCUUUGACAAUGAAAUUUCAAAUAUUUUGCGUUGUUUGAGCUAUUUUUCUGUUAACAUUGAACGUUUCCUCACAAACCCCAGGUAUGCCAUUGUAAUAUAAGCAGUAAUGUGAUUGGUGGGAAGUAAACCAAUUAGUUUCUGGUCAAAUGUUACAAUUAAAACAACAUCUUUUUUGUGCGUUUUUUUUUUUUUUUCAAAAAAUGAUGUCAGGUACCCUGCAUUAUGACAUCAUCUAUCACCCACUCCCCAUCAAUUCUCAAUAUUUGAAGAUGUGGGGGGUUGACAGCCCUGUCUCCGGGAGAUGGGGAGGUGGGGGUGUGUGAAAGAGAUGGGGAUGCUCCUCAGGAAUUGGGAAUAAAAGCCCCUAAAGGAGACUAGUAUGGACCUUACAUGUAGAUAUUUCUUUAUGCACUACCCUAAGCAAUACCCUUGCAAGUGAGACCACAAUCUCCAAUUUCUCUGAGACAAGGAAAAUCCCCAUCACUUUUAAAUGAGAUCCCCCCCCCCCCUCCGCCCUUUUCCAGGCUUUGUCCAUUUCCAUUCUUGUAAUUUGCAUUAUCAAUACAAGUCCACAAAUGCAGUAGCCUGUUCCAGGCAUUCAGACAGUAGGGUGAAGAGUUCAGAUGGUGGGGAGUGAGUUUAAUCGUAUGUGGGGAAAACGAGGAGAAAAAAUGAGGGGAGAAUGGGGCGAGAGGGAGGGAACGCCUGUAAACAUUCUUAACAAAAAUUGUUCCAGUAUACUGGAUGCCAGUACCCUCUUAUUAGUGGAUUAUGACACCUUCUGUUUUAACAGAAGGUGUUAAACACCUAAACACUGGUGAUGUUGAUGACGAAUGCGUCAUGGAGGAGAAGAGACAUUUGCUAUCGAAUCACGCAGAUAUUAGCCUGCAUAGCAAGUGAUGGUUAUAAUAAUAAUAAUUAUUAAUAUAAUUUUUACAGGUCGUGCACACGUCCUCACGAUUUCUUCCUUUGCCCUAAAAAAAAACCGGCACAGGCUACGUGGAUAUCGAAGCAAUAAAUAACCAACGCAAUCAAGCAUUUCCUCCACACCAAAUCUUUUCCUCUCAUUAUGAGCAGAAAAUUUGCUUGGAGAAUCUCAUUUGACGCAGCUUUUCAAAUCUUUCCAUGAAUAAUGGACAUAAUUAAAGGAAAAGUAAUUUGGCUGGUUUUUAAACCGCAAGAAAAAGCAUAUGGCUUUAACAGCGGUCAAAGAAAAUCAGUACUUAACUGCAUCUGGGAUCAAAUCCUGUCAGAAGUAAACCGCAGGAAAUAAUUUCUCAAUAUGCAUGAAAUAAAUCAGCUUCAUGACCUCUUAAUGUUAGACUCAGAGCAGCAGAAAUUAGAUUUGCUCCAUCAAAAGAAGGAAAACCUCUGCUACUGUUUGUUAAAAGCUAACUCUAAGGUCACAUUUCUCACUGUGACGAGCUUAUGAGUUGUGCUUAGCCUGUCAAUACUUUAUUUGAUUCACAAUUCACUUCAUGUUCCAGUUACGUGGUUGACAGCCAGUUAGGGGCAGAAAAAGCCCUGUAAGGGUAUCUUUACAGGUAUUCCCUCCCCUUUUCCGUUUCUAGUCUCUCCUCGUGUAUUUUUUCCCCUCAUCAAUUUUUCGCCUGCACUCUUCCAUCUGAACACCUGGAUCAGGCUAUAAAUGCAGUGAAAGCCCAUUAUUAUAUAACCUCAUUUAGGCCAUGACUUCAGUCGACUCCUGAUAACUCAAACCUUCUAGGGAAAUUUAAAAAAGUUCUAGUUUAUCGGGAGUUUGAAGCAAAUAACUUGAAAUAAGCAAAUAAGCAAGUGGAUUGGGAGGGAAUGCAAUUAAGCAACAAAGUAUACAGGGAUGGACACUGAAACUUUUGAACUGGGGUGACAAAAAAGUAAAGACAAAGAAAUGACACAGUUAUUUUGAAAUAAAUUCAAUGUCACAGACUUCAGUACACGGUUUUUUUUUUCCUACUUGUCACGUGCUGGUUCAAGUUUGUUAUUGAGGGUAAAAUUAUCUAGAAAUGAUCUGAAGGGAAACAAAAAUUAUUUUGAGUUAGCAUGAGCUUCAAGUUAUCGAGGGUUUGAGUUAACGAGGGUAAAAUAACAGUAAAUGUAUGAAGGAAAUCAGGGGAAAUCGACUUUCUUUUGAGUUGGCAUGGGUUCAAGUUAUCAGGAGUCGACUGUAUUUGGUUGUAAUAAUGCAGUGGUCUUGAAAUUGGGACUGUAUACUUACACAUCCAACUAUUUGCUGCUGCUGUAUCAUCGAAGAUUAGGAAAUCUGGCCCUCUGUCUAUCACUUUUUAAGGUUUAGCAAAUCCCAGCAUGGAGUUCACACUGGUACAACUAUUUUCCACUAAAAAGCCAUAUUUUCCUGCAAAAAGGUUGCAGUCAGUAAGUUGUAUUAUUUUUCUUUCUUUUUUUUUUCUUUUUGAACAGAUUUUGAUGACCUUUUUGAUGAUGAUGAUCUGCAGUGA
This is a messenger RNA of Porites evermanni, 2875 nucleotides long. Lineage: Eukaryota; Metazoa; Cnidaria; Anthozoa; Scleractinia; Poritidae. The record is from the annotation of a GenBank genome assembly.